Molecule: messenger RNA, 3785 nt
Organism: Coregonus sp. 'balchen'
Lineage: Eukaryota; Metazoa; Chordata; Actinopteri; Salmoniformes; Salmonidae
Source: the annotation of a GenBank genome assembly
CCGUGGUGAGACGUGCCUGGGGAACAGCAGAGAGACAAUGUGGUUCUGCUGGGACUGGAGCAGGGAGUGUGGGCUUCACGGCAGAGGCUGGGUGGGCCCCACAGUGCUGCUCUGUAUCUAUGGCUUCUGCUCAAUGAUGAGACCCUCUGAGCCUUUCCUCACAGACUACCUCACCGGGCCAUACAAGAACCUCACCACCAAACAGGUAUGGCACAUUAAUUGUUUAUUCAUUUAACCUUGAUUUAGCUAGAGAAGUCAUAUCAAAAAUGUAGCUCAGCUGGUAGAGCACGGCGCUUGUAACGCCAAGGUAGUGGGUUCGAUCCCCGGGACCACCCAUACACAAAAAAAAUUAUGCACGCACGACUGUAAGUCGCUUUGGAUAAAAGCGUCUGCUAAAUGGCUUAUUAUUAUAUUAUAUUAUAUAACGGCAAAUGCUUUUAUGUGAAUGUAUUGUUGUAUGAUUUAUCCUGCCAUUUUCCUGAUCUUCCCACAGGUUACAAAGCAGGUGUUCCCAAUAUGGGCGUAUUCCAACCUCUUCCUACUCAUCCCAACCUUCCUGGUGACAGACAUUCUGAGGUACAAGCCUGUCAUUGUCCUCCAGGCACUCAACUACAUCUUGGCAUUUCUGCUGUUCAUCUUCAGCUCUGGCGUGGUGUUGACUCAGUUCGCCCUCUUCAUCUACAGUAUGGGCACCGCGGCAGACGUGGCCUACUAUUCCUAUAUCUACAGUGUUGUCCACCCCCAGUAUUACCAGAGAGUAACUAGCUAUGCCAGAGGGGCUGUGCUACUGGGCUACGCAGCAGGAGCCAUGUUGGGUCAACUCCUGGUGUCCCUGGGAGGGGUUUCCAUCUACUGGCUCAAUGUCAUUACACUGGGAUCCCUCUGUGUGGCGCUGUUGGCUGCCCUCCUCCUGCCCAUGCCCCAGGGAAGCCUGGUCCUGGGGGGGACUCAGACUAAUAUCGGCCCAUUCGAGGAGGUUGUGUCCAGUUCAUGUGGAUCCUGGGUUGUGUGGUGGCUGAGGAGGGGGAGGAUGGCCGGGAGGGGGAAAAUGAGAGCUCUGAAGAGGUUGGCGGUGGAUUGUAAAGAGUGUUACUCCUCUGUGGCUGUGCUGUUCUUCUGUGUGUGGUCAGCCAUGGGGAAGUGUGGCUACCACCAGAUCACAGGCUACGUGCAGAUCCUCUGGGCAAUCAAACAGCCCCAGUACAACUUCACAGAAUACAAUGGAGGGGUGGAGGCUGUCGCCACACUCUCAGGUAACAUAACUAUUCUCUAUAACACCCUCUCCACAUGACUCUUGGUAACGCGCUGGAGUUAAACCCCAUAUUUCACUCUCCUAACAAAUGUUGUUUUAACAUUGAACUUCAAGUGUACUGCGUAUCAUCAACUAUUACACUUUCUACCCCUUUUAAGGCGAUCCAGGACUACACGUAUAUUCCAUGACUGUUGAAUGUAUUUACUAUUCAAUAUUUGUGUGUUAAACCCUAACAGCAUUAAAGACAUAGCUGUAAAGAUGGUCACCGGCAAUAGCCACUAAACUACCACUAUUUUCUAACACCCAGUAAACACAGCAUUAAUUACACUGGCUAAUUACCUCUGCUGUCUAUUGUAUCCAGAUGGCUCAGACCAGCUGGAACACGUCACAGACAGGCUUUCCUUUGGAUUUUUAGCUCUGAAACAUUCCCCUAUAUCCCUGGAAACCACAGGCAAUUACUGUGUUUAAAUUACAUCCUGCUUCAUAUCUCCACUUUAUAAAUUAUUCUGGUUGACAUGCAAUCACAGUUUCUAUAUCUUUGACUAAGUAAAUUCAAAUGUUUUGUUUAAAGGCCCAAUGCAGUCAAAAAUGUGAUUUUUCUGUGUUGUAUAUACAUUUCCACACUAUGGGGUUGAAAUAAACUGUGAAAUUGUGAAAAUUGUGAUAAUACCUUUUAGUGUAAGAGCUGUUUGAAAAGAGAUUUGGCCUUCAUGCAGUAAAUGUUUUAAUAGUCCAAUAAGAAAGAGAGUUCCAAACCUCUCUGUCAAUAACAGCUUUACCACAAUGAACUUGGCAAUAUGAAUGUUAUUGGAAACAGAUUGGUGAAAAGCAUGAACCAAGACUGUUUUGCAUGAACAUGUAAUAUAUUCCUGCUAUCAAAAACCCUUAUCCUCUUCACAUAUGAGUUCUACACACAUUGGAGUUAUAACUACCAGUGUUAUCAGUAUAAACUCAUCCACUCCAAGCAGCACACAUUUCAUAGAACGGUCAGAGGGUUCUGUCCUCUCCAUCCAUAUUGUUUCUAUAACCUCCUGCCAGGAUCAAAAGCACGCUCUGUAAUACUAAUUACCAGGAAUGUGUCCCUGCUUAUUUCAUUUCAAUUUAUGUCAUUAUCUGACUCUCAUGGAGGGAUUACAGCCAACGCUAGGCUAUUAGCAGGUCUGUCUCAUAACCCUCUUCAGAUGGAAGGCCUCUCCUCUCCUUCUCCUUUCCUCUUUAUCCUCCUCUCCUUUUCCUCUCUUCCUCCCCUCCUCCUCUCCUUCCUCAGAAUGAGAUUAAUUCCAUUAGGCGUAGCUGUACUCUCCUCAGGCCCAGAAAUUGAUUAAAUACAGAGAGCGGUCAGCAGUUCUUAUAAACCAGCUAUUAUUGAUCUGCCAAGGCGGGAUGGGCCAAUUAAUAUAGGUUUUAAGUGGAUUAAAACAAGCCCAAGCUAGCUAUAGUAGCCUAUAUUGCAUUAGCGUCAGAGUGAUAUGGAGAAUAUUCAGGGUCCUUUCCUGACUGGGUCUUGUCACUUUCAUUGUUACAAUUCUGACUUACAGUUUAUGUAUGGACUACUCUAUAGCCCAAAAGAAACAUGAUGAGUGGUGUAUUUGGUUAAGAACUUUUUUUCUACCAGAUUAGUGAGAAUUUAUCUACCUAUGUUCCCAGGGGCGGCAGCCUCCAUAGUUGUGGGCCAUGUGGCUCUGGACUGGUCAGUGUGGGGGGAGCUGGUCCUGGGUGUGUUGACUGCUCUGACUGCUGGAGUUCUUUACCUGAUGGACCUGACCAACAGCAUCUGGAUCUGUUACGGCUGCUAUGGACUUUUCAAAACCAUCUACAUGGAGCUCAUCACCAUGUGCACGUAAGAUAUCUUUCAACCAUAGGAAAUAUCAAGUUUAGGGACUGGGCAGUCAAUCAAUCAAUCAAUUAUUGUUUUACUGUACAAAGCAGAAUCCUGAUAGAGGUGACUCUAUGUCUAAUGAUUCCCUUUGUGUGUCUCUGUAAGGUUCCAGAUAGCCCAAGGCUUGAGCAGGGAGCGCUAUGCCCUGGUGUUUGGUGUAAACAGUUUUGUGGGCAUGGCCCUGCAGAGUCUUCUCACAGCCAUUGUAGUCAACACCAAGAGCCUGCAACUCACAAUCACCUCACAGGUACUGCAAAGAGAAUUACACUGACUACCACACACACAUACACUCACCUCACUGAAAUAAAAUCAUCUUACAAGCAAUUACUGACAGUAAUUGAAAAAGUGGUAGGUAUUGUGUAACUACUUGUACUUUCUUGCUUAUAACAUAGUAAUAACAACAGUAUGUUGUUACUUACACUGGUAGUUACUGUGUUAUAACACAUUUGUAAUGUAAUGUAGCCUAAUAAGAGUGUUCCUCUCAUCUCCUUCCCCUUGCAGUUCUUUGUCUAUGCCAGUUACUUUGCUGCUAUGGCCGUGUUGUUCCUUAUCAGAGGAGUGUAUACUCUUCUCCAGAGCCGAUUGGUAGAGCUCAUCCCAGCUGAGGGCCUAUCAGAGAGAAGAACUGACCUGCCACAAGUCUCACCUCUGGCA